Messenger RNA from Loa loa (African eye worm), 249 nucleotides. RefSeq lists its product as hypothetical. The record is from RefSeq and is a predicted model, not a curated record. The transcript has 2 exons. Bases 1 to 249 code for a protein of 82 amino acids. Lineage: Eukaryota; Metazoa; Nematoda; Chromadorea; Rhabditida; Onchocercidae.
AUGGUGACUGCAGAAGCUAUUGCUAACAUAAACAAGUUUUGGGAAAAGUCCAGCGAAGGAAAUGAAGAUCUUGGAGAUGAAGAGCGUAGUGACCGGUCAUCGGAAGUUGACAACAACCAACUGAGAGCAAUUAUCGAAGUUAAUCCUCUAACAACUACACAAGAAGCUGCUGAAAAACUCAAUGUCAGCCAUCCUACGGUUGGUCGUUCGGCAUUUCAAGUGAAUUGGGAAGAUGAAAAAGGUCGAUAA